Molecule: messenger RNA, 3801 nt
Organism: Cyprinodon variegatus (sheepshead minnow)
Lineage: Eukaryota; Metazoa; Chordata; Actinopteri; Cyprinodontiformes; Cyprinodontidae
Gene: agpat2
Product: 1-acyl-sn-glycerol-3-phosphate acyltransferase alpha-like
Exons: 6
Coding region: 1-816 (271 amino acids)
Biological process (GO): phosphatidic acid biosynthetic process
Cellular component (GO): endoplasmic reticulum; membrane
Molecular function (GO): 1-acylglycerol-3-phosphate O-acyltransferase activity
Source: RefSeq, a predicted model, not a curated record
AUGGAUGUGGUGUGGAUGCUGCCGCUGCUGCUGCUGUUUCCACUCCUGAUGUGGACCAGCAGCACGUUCCUUUUUUAUUUCAAAAAGUUCUUCUAUGUGGCCUGGAUGAUGUUAUUGGCCCUGCUGGGGAUUCCCGUGUGUUUACUGAAAAGCGGAGGUAGAGACGUGGAGAACAUGAGGGUUAUCCGUGCGAUGGUCCGCCAUGUCAAGUACUUUUUUGGCCUUCGAAUUGAAGUGAGCGGCUGGGAGCACCUGCAGACAGUAGGUCCUUACGUCAUCAUCUCCAACCACCAGAGCUCUCUGGAUGUUCUCGGAAUGAUGGAGAUCCUACCCGACCGCUGCACCACGAUAGCCAAGAAGGAGCUGGUUUACGCCGGCACGGUGGGCCUCAUCUGCUGGCUGUCUGGCAUCGUUUUCAUCAACCGCAAGAAGACGAGCGAUGCCAAGAGUGUCAUGGCAGACGCUGCCAAAACCAUGCUUGACCAGCAGAUUCGGUUGUGGGUUUUCCCAGAGGGAACACGCAACCAGAAUGGGGAUCUGCUGCCCUUCAAAAAGGGAGCUUUCCACCUGGCGGUGCAGGCACAAGUUCCUAUCGUUCCUGUAGUCUUCUCCUCCUACAACAGUUUCUACCUUCGAAAAGAAAAGCAGUUCAAUUCAGGAACCAUCAAGUUGAAGAUCCUUCCAAAGAUUGAGACAAAGGGAAUGACCUCAGAGGAUGUGUCAUCUCUGUCCGACCUGUCGCAUAGCCUGAUGCGUACCGCGUUCCUGGAAAUCUCUGACUCCGUACCCCAGAGCAACGGGCCCCUAAAGCACUGAAUAUUGGCCCCCGCCACCCCUGAAGGAGACCCCCCAGCCGCCCAAGACCUCUCUGCUUUUGCCAAGUUUGUCCCGCGGCCCGCCCAGGAAAUGACACGGGGGCGUAUUUGUCCUCGUCCAGCGAGCCUCUGGCCUCAAUCGUACAGCUCAGUCAGUCCUGACCCUCGGCGCCGCUCUGCUCGGCGCGAGCGGAGUGACGGACGGCAAGCCGAACAGUAUGGAUGUGUCGCUCAUGCAUGCCUUUCAGAUGACUCUGUCCACCUUCACUGUAGCUGUGUACUUUGGCUUCAUCGUCCCAGUUAAUAUUAAUUCUUUUUCCUUUCUCUCUGCUUUUGUAGCCAUCUGACUUCUGUUAAACACAUAAACUUUGGCUGUUUUUUUUUUUUUUUGCGGGGUAAUCAUAACAUUGCUAGAUAUUUAUUUGCUCCUAUCAGAUACCCUUAUUUCAUUUGGUACCCCAUCAUCUGUCUGCUUUUUAAUGUCCUGAGACAUUUCUGCAUUCCAGUCUGCUUAAACGGCCAAUGGAGCGGGAUCUCCAUGAGAGGUAGAAUGAGCAGAGGAGACGACACGAGUUCAGUUCUUCUGUCAUAUCGGCUGAACUGCGUCAGAAAGCAAGGAUUGCAAGAUGCCGUGUUUAACAAUCGCACCCCAUCUGUGAUAGAUGAACAAGCUUAGUAAACUGAUCGGUGUUCUGUGUUUGUGGUCUUUCCAAAGCAGCAGAGAAAAAAAGAAAACUUGGCGCUGCGAUCAGCCGCAAAUCUCCUUUGGCUUCAUUUGCUUUGUUGCUGUAUUUAUUAUUUCCCCAUAGAAUUAGAUUCUUUUUUUUUUCCUCCUUGCUUUUUAAAAGCAAUGGCUUUUCCUUUCCUUAGGAAAAAUCCAGAGGACAUAUUUAAGAUGUCGAAAGGUGACUUUGUGUCUUGAAGUGAUGCCGUUUUAGCAUUACAGUUCCAAAGUGCAAGCUACCUGCUGUGCCAUGACAUUUCCUAUAAAAAUUCAAAGCAAUGUUUAUUAAUGACCUUCUUUUCCCAAUAAUAUGAAGCUGAUCUAAUCGACUAAUUAUCUCGCUUGAUUAGCUGACCUGUACUUAGAUAACAAUUUAAGUUGAAAAUGUAUUUUGAUUGACUGAAGCAAGUUUUUCCUUCUUUAUUUAAAGUAAAUUUUAGUUGGGAUGUUUUUGAUCUAAGUUAUGGCUGAACUUCUCUAGAGAAUUGAUUGCAUUAUUUAAAAGAAAUUGUGAAGAUUUUGGCCUUAUGUUUUUUUUUUUCUUGGCUUUUCUGUAUUUUUUUUUUUUUUUGUCGUACUGAUGCUAACUUCUAACCUCCUCAAACUGAGUUCCUUUAUUUUUACAUCCAGGUUUUACUCACUGCCUUCACACUGUCACUUGUUUGGCUCAUCAAACACCAUUUAAGAAUGUACUGCAGGGUGUAGGAUCUUUUUGUUUGUUUUUUUGCUAAAAUACCUCUAAUUUUUUAACAACCCCUUAAAGAUGAGUUUUUUUUUUAAAGAGUAGCAGAUCUUUCACUUGAACUACCUCAAACGAGGUUUAGUUCCUGUUUAGUUUUUGUGUUUAAAUUUAAACAAGAAGCUAUUUUCAGGUAAUUUUCUAAACCCUUCUUUCUGUAAAACCAUGACAUGUUUUCUCCUUCUCACAUUGAAAAGUGGCUUAUAGAAAAUUGCCACCAUAUCCCUGUUUGUAUUUAUGCAAGAAGGGAACAGAAGUCAUUGGAUUCCAAAGUCCCUUAGCACUCUGAUUAAUAUGUAAAACAGAAAUUAAAAGAAUGCAUUUUUUUAUUUUUAUUUUGUAGAAGCUCAACAGUUUUUUUACAAGCUGGUUUUCAAAGGAAGACAUUUCAGAGUGAGGAAGACUUUGACUACAGGUGCUGGAAAAUUCUCCUUAGACCAGAAUUAAUGGACCUUCCACAGAUCCUAUUGGAUCUUAAAAUAAUGAUGAAAAUGUAUAUUAUUUUUAUAUACCUUGGUCCAAAAUUUUUAAUAUUUAUCCUCCUGACAGACCAAAUUUCAGUUUACAGGUAGACUCCAUCAGAUUUUUAAUUUAAAUGUUCAAAGAUUUACCUUUAGAAGAAAAACAAGCCCACAGCAUCACAAGUGUGGGGGGGUGGGGCGCUCCUACACAAACCGGUGUUAUGUAGAUACUCUGGUCUCUGGAAUAUUUAUGGAAGCUGUUGGUGCCGGGGUUAAAAUAACCAACUAAUUCAUAAAUUAAAGAUUUUGAGUUUGGAAAAGCUUUUAGUAAAUCUUUAUUUAAAGGUGCCAAUGUAACAAGCAGGGUGCUGUUUGGUUCUGCUUGGUUAGAGGAGGAAUGUUCUGUACAAUACAGCAGGUUUAGCUCCUAGAAGAUGUUUCUUUACCCUGUAGAUUUUAUACUUGUUCACAGUUCAUCAGAGGGACUGAUCCAUGGAUUUAUCUAAACAUAGAAAGUCUCUAUUCUGCUAAUCAGGUAGAUUUUAGGGAUGUAUGUCACUACUAACAGUUCUACUGAUUAACAGUUUUCUUCAGUAGUUUAGAUCUGAUUGUCUUUUUCUUUGCAAGUAUUCGUUCUAUGCUGCAACUUAUCCAAAUGGUUAAAAGCACUCUACCAAACUGGGCUAUUCCAAAAAUGGGGAAUAUAUUAUGGUUUAUAUUUAAAUGAUCAAUUUCCAGCUUAUUUCCUGGUUUUAUUUGACAGCUUUUGGAUUUUAUUUGUGUCUUGAUGUCGAUGCAGUCAAGUCUGCAACAAACUUUGUGUUCAUUCUACAGGCACUUCUUUAUAAUUAAAGAUCAUCCCAACCUGAUUAAAGCACUUUUCCUUCUGGAUUUUGAAAUGGAAAAAUAUAAAUAUAUAUAUAUAUACCUAUAUAUGUUUUUUCUCUUUUUCUUUGUAACCAAAGUGACAUCCAGAUGCGUAGCUGAAAUGGAGCAGAGAUCCUGCAGAGCCUUGUGUGAGUGAUGUAUGUAUGAUCUGUUGCCCUGUUUUGCGUUGCAGGA